This is a messenger RNA of Danio aesculapii, 1360 nucleotides long. Its product is annotated as nuclease EXOG, mitochondrial. Gene Ontology annotation, cellular component: mitochondrial inner membrane; nucleus. The transcript has 7 exons. The record is from RefSeq and is a predicted model, not a curated record. Lineage: Eukaryota; Metazoa; Chordata; Actinopteri; Cypriniformes; Danionidae. Gene Ontology annotation, molecular function: nucleic acid binding; single-stranded DNA endonuclease activity; 5'-3' exonuclease activity. Bases 77 to 1111 code for a protein of 344 amino acids. Gene Ontology annotation, biological process: apoptotic DNA fragmentation.
CUCUGUUAGCACAUGUGUGUGUUUGUUGUUCUGCUGAAUGUUUCUCCACUUGUGAAGUGUGUGUUGUGUGUUCAUAAUGCUGUUUUCUGUGAGGUUCAUCAGCGGGUUUGUGUUCGGCGCGGGUUCUGGAGUCGCAGCGCUCAAACUCUACUAUUAUGAAGAGCAGCAAACAUACACAGGCAGCUCGGUCCACCGUGUAAUCGGGCGUUUUGGUCUCCCCCAGAGCGGAGCUGAGAGUCGUUUCUACACCAAUCAUGUGCUGUCGUACGAUCAGACACACCGGACGCCACGUUGGGUCGCUGAACACCUGAGCUCCACACGCCUGCUUGGUGAAGCGAAUAGAAAGCGGUGUAAGUUCAGACCUGACCCGAGCGUUCCUGAACUCUUCACUGCACAUAAUGAGGAUUACCUGAAGAGCGGAUGGUCACGAGGACACAUGGCGCCCGCUGGAGACAGCAAGAGCUCUGAGCAGGCCAUGGCAGAGACUUUCUAUCUGUCCAACAUCGUCCCGCAGAACUACGAGAACAACGCCGGGUUCUGGAACAGGCUGGAGAUGUACUGUCGAGAGCUGACCGAGAGGUUUUCUGAUGUCUGGGUUGUUUCUGGGCCGUUGAUGAAGCCGCAAAUUACAGACGAUGGCAAGAAAACCGUCAGCUAUCAGCUGAUUGGUAAAGACGAGGUUGCGGUUCCCACUCAUCUCUAUAAGGUGAUUCUGGCUCAGAAAGACCCAUCCUCUGAUGCUUUGGCUGUGGGUGCGUUUGUGGUCCCCAACGCCCCCAUCGGCUUCCAGCACCAGCUGCAGGAGUUCCAGGUGAGCGUGUGUGAUCUGGAGCGUGAGUCUGGCCUGGUGUUUUUCCCAGCGCUGCAGAAACAGCAGCUCUCAGACCUGUGCGCUGUGGACUCCUGUCAGCUCAUGGACUUCAGACGCUUCAGUCUGUACAUCAGCAGCCGGAAGAUGCAGAGCGCCAACAACGUUAACAGGCUGGAGAAGAUCCUGGCGGAGCUGCAGGAGGCCGGAAUCACACCUGAUGAACACCUGAAGCAGAUCUACCAGCAGAGGAGGACAGAGCUGGAGAGAGCGCAGGAGCAGGACACUAACACACACACGUGAUGGGGUUUAGCUAGCUUUUUAUUUUUGAAAAUGUUUCAAAAUUAGAAAUAUAAAGUAAUAAAUAAAUACUUGGAGGUCUUGGACACCAUAUAUGUUUAUUUAUUUUAUUAUUUUUACUGUUAUUGUUACAUUAAUACUACUUUAUAGUCACCAAGUCUGAAAAACACCUUGUGUGUGUGUGUGUGUGUGUGUGUGUGUGUGUGUGUGUGUGUGUGUGUGUGUGUGUGUAUGUUUGAUUUGUGGUAUCUG